Pyricularia grisea is the source of this 531-nucleotide messenger RNA. RefSeq lists its product as uncharacterized. The transcript has 2 exons. The record is from RefSeq and is a predicted model, not a curated record. Bases 1 to 531 code for a protein of 176 amino acids. Lineage: Eukaryota; Fungi; Ascomycota; Sordariomycetes; Magnaporthales; Pyriculariaceae.
AUGCCAGAUCCGCGGAAUGCAAAUCCCACCACGCCAGUCGUCAAAAAAGGGAUAAACGUUACGUUGGUGGUUGCGCUGCAGCCAGCAGGCAAGCCAGCAAAAAAGCCAAACAGCUCUGGCGGCAUCGUCAGCGGUCUUCAAUUCUGCCCUAGAAGGCACGGCCGCCCUGGAAGGGGUCAUGAAGGCCACCCCUGGGAUUCGCUGCCUCCUGCGCCGACGACGAGGACCACACAUAAUGCUCUCGGAAAUGUGCGCAACGUCACCAAAGUCGAUGCUGGGAGGAAAAGCGACAGGCCGAUGGAGAGGAUCAUCUACGCCGUCGCCUCGGACAGCAUCUGGGGCCGUAAUGCCCAGAUCACUCGCAGUCGACACCUGGACCGGCGGGUAUGGGGCGUUGCCGUAUUGGUGACGGAUGUGGCACGCAGGCGGCGAGCAGCUGGUCCUUGGGGAAUGCGACGUAGUGCGGGAGAAACUUCUUGCUAUUGUCUGGCCAUGGUCUACAUCGUCUCCAAACACCGCGUCGAGUUUUAA